Messenger RNA from Psammomys obesus (fat sand rat), 936 nucleotides. RefSeq names its product olfactory receptor 10-like. Gene Ontology annotation, molecular function: G protein-coupled receptor activity; olfactory receptor activity. Gene Ontology annotation, cellular component: membrane. The record is from RefSeq and is a predicted model, not a curated record. Bases 1 to 936 code for a protein of 311 amino acids. The transcript has a single exon. Gene Ontology annotation, biological process: G protein-coupled receptor signaling pathway. Lineage: Eukaryota; Metazoa; Chordata; Mammalia; Rodentia; Muridae.
AUGGGAAGGUUCAACACCAGUUUGGAUAAAGGUUUCAUUUUGGUGGGAUUCUCAGACUGGCCUCAGCUAGAACUCAUUCUUUUAAUCUACAUUUUGAUUUUCUACUCCUUAACACUCUUUGGCAACACCACCAUCAUUGCUCUGUCACAACUGGACCUUCGAUUACACACACCCAUGUACUUUUUCCUCUCCCAUCUCUCCUUCCUAGACCUCUGCUACACCACCAGCACUGUGCCCCAGCUUCUAAUCAAUAUUGAGGGGCAUGACCAUACCAUCACGUAUGGAAGGUGUGUGGCCCAGCUCUUCAGUGUCCUUGCCCUGGGCUCCACGGAGAGUAUGCUUCUGGUGGUGAUGGCCUUUGACCGCUACGCUGCUGUGUGUCGUCCACUCCUCUACACCACCAUUAUGCAUCCCAUUCUGUGUCAGGCAUUGGCCAUGUCAUCGUGGGCAGCGGGCCUCGUCAACUCUCUGAUCCAGACAGGCCUCAUGAUGGCCAUGCCUCUCUGUGGCCAUCGGCUGAAUCACUUCUUCUGUGAGAUGCCUGUGUUCCUCAAGUUGGCUUGCAAGGACACGGCUGGAACAGAGGCCAAGAUGUUUGUGGCGAGAGCCAUAAUCUUGGUUUUCCCUGCGACAUUGAUUCUAGGAUCCUAUGCACACAUUGCCAGGGCAGUGCUGAAGGUCAAGUCAAUGGCUGGACGCAGAAAAGCUUUUGGGACAUGUGGGUCCCACCUCCUGGUGGUUUCUCUCUUUUAUGGCUCAGCCAUUUACACAUACUUACAACCCAAGGGUAGUUAUUCUGCGAGCGACGGGAAGUUUGUUGCCCUCUUUUAUACUAUCGUCACCCCUAUGCUCAACCCUCUGAUCUAUACCCUGAGGAACAAGGAUGUGAAGGGGGCUCUGUGGAAGGUGCUGGGGAGAGGCACAGACUCAAGGUAG